Messenger RNA from Symphalangus syndactylus (siamang), 1427 nucleotides. It is a transcript of the gene SNX24, whose product is annotated as sorting nexin 24. Gene Ontology annotation, molecular function: phosphatidylinositol phosphate binding. The record is from RefSeq and is a predicted model, not a curated record. NCBI's taxonomy places the organism in Eukaryota, Metazoa, Chordata, Mammalia, Primates, Hylobatidae.
GGGAGGCGGGGCGGCCCGGCCGUGGGCGGAGCGGCGGCCGCGGCCGUGAGCCCGCCCCCAACUCGCCCUCCGCCGGCUGGCCGGCGCGGCCAUGGAGGUCUACAUUCCGUCCUUUCGCUAUGAGGAGAGUGACCUGGAGCGGGGAUACACGGUGUUUAAGAUAGAAGUGCUAAUGAAUGGAAGAAAACAUUUUGUUGAAAAGAGAUACAGCGAAUUUCAUGCUUUGCACAAAAAGCUUAAGAAAUGUAUAAAAACUCCAGAAAUCCCUUCUAAACAUGUUAGGAACUGGGUCCCCAAAGUCUUGGAACAGCGACGACAAGGUUUGGAAACAUACUUACAGGCUGUCAUUUUAGAAAAUGAAGAACUUCCCAAACUGUUUCUUGAUUUCCUAAAUGUGCGACACUUGCCCUCUCUACCAAAGGCAGAAAGUUGUGGAUCUUUUGAUGAAACAGAAUCUGAAGAGUCAAGCAAACUGUCCCACCAGCCUGUGCUGCUGUUCCUCAGGGAUCCAUACGUCUUGCCUGCAGCCAGCGAUUUUCCAAAUGUGGUUAUUGAAGGAGUCCUCCAUGGGAUAUUUUACCCUCAUCUACAGCCCAGGUAGAAAUCCUACAUGGCUAAAAGAAGCAGAAGCAAGUUUCGAAGUCACAGUCAAGGAAAUCAAUACCUACCAAGUUAACCUAAACGCUAUGAUAUAUAACAGCUCUAGCUAGUGGUAAAGUGCACAGUCCCAGCGUAAUUCAGGGCAGGGACAUUUCCAUUAGAAUGGUGCUCUUAAAAAUAGAAACUGAACCGGGGCGGUGGUCAGGCUAAGGCCAAGUGUUUAAGAAGUAGAGUGUAGCUGCCAGCGUAGAAACCCAUGAAAAGGAGGCCACAGGAGAUUCCUGGGAGCACUGGGUGUAGCAAAACAGCCACUCUCUGCUUCAGUCGCACCAUUUGCUAAUUGAAAAUCAUAUCCUGAAUCGUACUGAGACUGAUCAACUUUGGUAGCUUUUUUGUUCAGAUCUUAUGACACACUACUCUUCUCACCAUGAGAUUUUCUCAGCCAGUGAUAGUACAUUCUGAAAUGCUGGCACCAGGAGACAGCCACAGACACACACUGCUAAAUGUGAAGAUGGAACUAAACUGGAAAUUAAAUUAUACUGACAAUAUUAUGGCAUUUUUAAGAUCAUGGCAUUUUAAUUUACAUUAGAGUGGAGUUGCAUCAUACUCAGGGGUUAGCUUCCAAGAUCAGUACGUAGGUAAAAUGGGCUAUUAGGAUGAUCCUUGAAAGCCCUUUAGAUGGGUGCCAUGUUGGAAACCUGUACAUCCACAACAAGUAGCUUUUCUUCCUGUGUUGGAAAAAAAGACUGUUUCUUUGUUUGAAGACCAAGUGAAGUUGUUGGUGUUUGUUUAGGAGCCAUUUUGUAAAAAAAAAAAAAAAAAAAGAA